AUGGAAAAUUUUGCAGCAAAGCAUCAAGCACAAAGGAAACUUUCAUUUGAAUUCUGUCUUUUCUUCUCUCUCCCUGUCUCUGCUCUGCUAAUCCUGCAACUCUUUCUGACCUGUGUUCUCUCCCCUCUUUUUCUUUUCCUUGCCUCUCCCCCUCCUUUUUUCUUUUCCUCUCCCCCUCUUUUCCCUCCCCCUCCCCCUUUUUUUUCUUUUCCCUACCUCUCCCCCCUUUUUUCUUUUCCUUACCCCUCCCCUCUUUUUCUUUCUUUUCUUUUCCCCCUCCCCCUCUUUUUUCUUUUCCUUACCCUCCCCUCUUUUUUUCUUUUUUCUUUUUCUUUUUCCUUACCUCUCCCCUCUUUUUUUUUUCUUACCCCUCCCCCCUCUUUUUCUUUUCCUUACCUCUCCCCCUCUUUUUCUUUUCCUUACCUCUCCCCCUCUUUUUCUUUUCCUUACCUCUCCCCCUCUUUUUCUUUUCCUUACCUCUCCCCCCCUCUUUUUCUUUUCCUUACCUCUCCCCCUCUUUUCUUUUUCCUUACCUCUCCCCUCUUUUUCUUUUCCUUACCUCUCCCCCUUCCUAGUUCUCUAUUGUUUCAUUUCACCUCCUUCACUCUUCUUUCUUUUUCUUCUCUUUUUUCACCCUCAUCACCUUUUCCUUCUCCUACUCUCUUUCCUUAUCUUCUCAUCCUUUCUUGUACAUACAUUACAUUCUUGAAUUUGUAG
Molecule: messenger RNA, 717 nt
Organism: Acanthosepion pharaonis
Lineage: Eukaryota; Metazoa; Mollusca; Cephalopoda; Sepiida; Sepiidae
Source: the annotation of a GenBank genome assembly